Messenger RNA from Meloidogyne enterolobii, 1474 nucleotides. The record is from the annotation of a GenBank genome assembly. Lineage: Eukaryota; Metazoa; Nematoda; Chromadorea; Rhabditida; Meloidogynidae.
UUCAAGUAUUUUCCAACGUCCCCAACAACAACAAGUUCUUCAAUUCCCUCAAUCUUCUUCUGCUCAUUUCUUCCCUCACCCACGCCCAUUAGUUGAAGAUUUUAAGAAUUCUCGCUCUUUCCUUGAUGGAUUUGGUGAAAUGCACCAACCAUCUUUGUUUAUGCAAAAUAAUCAAGUUGGGGAACAAGAAGAGCAACAACGCCCUCGUUUUUUCUCUCCAUGGGCACUUCAGCAGAAUGAAUUACCAUCAUCACAUCCAAUAAUGCCAUCUGGGGAUAUGCAACAACAACAGCAAAUACCUUCCUUUAUUGACAAGUUUCUUCGCUGGCCAAGAAUUAAUGGAUUCCGUCAAUCUGCCCCAGAAAUGCUUUUCUUCCACCCUUUCUUCCAACCACAACAACAACAGCAACAACAAAUGAAUAUGCGUUUCCCUCCUCCACCUCCUCCCUCUUCGGAGUGGGCUCAUCCUCAACAAAAUAGCUUUGGAUUUGGUGGAAAUUCUGGAGCUUUGCCUCGUCCUUCAUCUUUUGAGCAUUGGAAUAAUGGGGUAUUCCAACCACAACAAAAUCCAAUGCCCCAACAACAACAACAAAUUCCUUCAAGUAUGGGAAUGAUGGGUGGACGUCAAAUUGAACAACAACAAGUGCAACAGCAACCUCCACAGCCCCAACAACCACAGCCUGAGGCAAAGCUCUCUGCACCAUCUGUUGUUAUUGGCGAUAGUGGAGAAGAGAAAUCUCAAGUUGUUCAACAACCAGGACAACAACCACAACAGCCAAAACAACCAGAACAAAAAGAAUCUUCCUGGAUGACUCCAGAUUUAUUGCCAGCCUGGUUAUUUGAUAAUCUCUCCUCUCGUAAAUCAAACGCUGCUGGAGGCCCUCCAUUGCCUCAACAACCCGCAGAAAUGGCUCCUCCAAAAUUCCCUUCUGUUUCAGUUAUUGAGAAUAACCCUUCUGGAAGUAAAAGUGAAAGUGAUUCAAAAUCCUCAAUUGAUGAGGGAAAUAGUCGAAGCGACGAAACUGAGAAUACUCCAAGCAGAAUCUCAGCUGAUGCAUUGCCCGUUGAAACACCUAAAGUUAUUGACAUUGCACAUGGAGAGAUUGGAAAGAUAAACAACAACAAGGAUGAUAAAGAUGAUGAUAAAGAUGACACCAUUGGAAAUUCUCACCAACCAGAAGAAGUUAUUGAGGUUGAUGCUGCUCCUCAAUUAAAUGAACAACAAACUGAACAGAAAAAUGAUGAACAGAAAAAUGAACAAAAUGAAUCUAAAGAUCAGAAGGAAGAUCAACCAAAAGAACAGAAGGAGGAUGAGAAGACUGAGGCAAAGCCAGUAAAUGUUCCAUUGCAACAACAAAAACUCUUCCCGGAAAUGCCUUCUGUUUUCUUCCAGGUUGAUGACCCUGCUAAUGAUCACCAAGCGGCGGCAAUUCAGCCUGCACAGGACAAUCUCCAUUUAGCAGAAAGAGCAUAA